UCCCUGCAGUGAGGGCCAGGCAAGAUGGCGGCCUCCUGGUGGCGGAGCGGAGGAGCCGGGGUGAUGAGGUUGUUGCGAGGCGGGCGGCCGGUGUUGGGUGCUGGGCUGGCCCUGCCCGCACGGGGAGGAUGGAGGCUCCUGCAUGGCACCCAGGAGCUGCUGGCUACACCUCCAAUUAAAGUUUGCAUGCCUGCGCUUUCUCCUACAAUGGAAGAAGGAAACAUUGUGAAAUGGUUAAAGAAGGAAGGUGAAAUGGUGAAUGCUGGAGAUGCACUGUGUGAAAUUGAAACAGACAAAGCGGUGGUUACCAUGGAAUCAAGCGAUGAUGGCAUAUUGGCAAAAAUACUGGUAGAAGAAGGAAGCAAAAAUGUACGCUUGGGCUCCAUAAUUGGUCUGCUCGUAGAAGAAGGACAGGACUGGAAACAGGUUGAAAUACCAGCUGAUGUUAAUGAUCAAACUUCUCAGGCACCACCUGCAGCUGCUGUUACCUCAACUCCUGCAGGUCCUUCAGUUUCUGCCCCUCCUAAAGUGGAACAUCAACCUGUAAAACUGCCGUUGCGCUUAAGUCCUGCAGCUCGCAACAUUGUGGAGACACAUGGGCUAGAUCCAAGCAGUGUUACACCUUCUGGGCCUCGAGGAAUCUUCACUAAAGAGGAUGCUCUUAAACUUCUGCAAGGGAAGCAGAAGGGUAAGCCCAGUGAAAUGAAACCUGUGGUUUCUCCAGCUACUCCUCAGCCUACUGCGGUGCCUUCUGUUCUGCCAGCAGCAGCUGUGACUUCUUAUCCAAGGCCAGCAGUUCCACCAGUUUCCACGCCAGGACAACCUGCUGCACCGGGCACAUUCACAGAAAUACCAGCUAGCAACGUCCGAAGAGUUAUUGCGAAGAGAUUAACAGAGUCUAAAACUACCAUACCUCAUGCAUAUGCUGCUGCUGACUGUGACAUUGAUGCUAUUUUGAAAUUAAGAAGUGAAUUGGCCAAAGAUGACAUUAAAGUAUCUGUAAAUGAUUUUAUUAUCAAGGCAGCAGCAGUCACUCUGAAGCAAAUGCCAGAUGUGAAUGCAGCAUGGGAUGGAGAAGGCUGCAGGCAGCUGCAGUCCAUUGACAUUUCUAUUGCUGUGGCAACAGACCGAGGUCUCAUUACACCGAUCAUAAAAGAUGUUUCUGCCAAAGGAAUACAGGAAAUUGCUGCCUCUGCAAAGGCUCUAGCAAAGAAAGCAAGAGAUGGAAAGCUGCUACCUGAAGAGUACCAGGGAGGAACUUUCAGUAUCUCCAACCUAGGUAUGUUUGGCAUCAACGGUUUCAGUGCAGUCAUAAACCCUCCACAGUCCUGCAUCCUAGCUGUGGGUCGAGGAAGAUCAGAGCUCAAGAUUGUGGUAGAUGAAGAAGGGAAUGAGAAACUUCAGCAGCAUCAGCUCAUGACCGUGACUCUCUCAAGUGAUGGUCGUGUAGUAGAUAAUGAUCUGGCCUCAAAGUUUCUGGAAACCUUCAAAGCCAACAUUGAGAAUCCAAUACGUCUCGCCUUGUGUUGAACUCAGUGAAGGCUGCUUCCUGAUUUGACAGCACAGAAUUCUGUUACAGAAAAACAACCCCAAGUAAUAAUAGAGAGAGUAAAUAGUGUGAGGUAGACAGUUAAAUAAUUUAACUUAUUGAAUUAACAUGGAAAAUAUAAAUUUUCAUGCUUUUAGUCAUUUCCAAUGACCAGUUUUUAUACUGUAAAGCUGGAGACCUUGAGGUUAGCAUGUAAUAUUUCUUUAAACAUUUAGUACUAAUAGCACAUGAUGUGUGCUUAGAAAUUAAAUUUCCUCUGGAAAAAAAAAAAAAAGCUUUAAAAAAAACACAACUGUAUAAAAUUUAAAAGGGAAUUUGAGAUACUUUAAGGGCUAAAUAUCUAGCUUUUACAGUGAGGUAAGCAAGAACUGUCAUUAAACAAUAUGCUGCUAUGAGUCGUGAUCAAUACUGAGGUUGUGGAGUAGCGAACUUUACAUUGCUGCAGUGUUUUUUUCAGUUUGCAAAAGACUUUUAGCACAUUUUGCUGUACAGAUUAGAUUGAAGUAAGGUUUGUGAACUUUAAACAAAGAUUUCAUUGAAUUCUGACAUAAAAGCAGAGAAGUUACAAACAAAUUAAAGGUUUUGCUUAGUUACAUUUGCAUCACAGGUUUAACUGUUCUUUAUCUUCUUUACUCUAAGCUACACUGGGCAAAGCGAGAUGAGUGUAAAGAUGAGUAGGGAAGAGAAAUGACAGGAAGUUCUGAGAAAGACUAAAUUAGAUCUUAGAUAGAAAUGUAAUUUCACAGAAUAUGAAGUAACUUGAUAGAAUCUGCAGCUGAAUUCAUAUAAUUAGAUUUCAUUAAUACACAUUUAAACAGUAACUGAAUCUGUCUUUAUUCAGUAUUUUAUGAUUGCUGCUUUAUUUCAUACCAUGCAGAGGGAGGAGACGGGACUGAACUUGUCUGUAAGGGGUGAUAUCUCACUGGUUAUAGAUUUCAUUGCCUUUAGUUUGAUGUCACCAACAUCUGAGGAAAACAGAAUUUUGUGCAGCAUUUAAUUGUUAAUAGGUUUUCUUAGGCUUAAUUAUAAAAAAAAAAAAAGGAAUCUUCAGUACCACAAAAUAUGAAAAAUACUGUUUUCAGGUGUUCAGUGAUAUACUGUUGUAAACUUGAAACCCAAGGCAAUUGUGUCAGCACUACUGUGAUGGAAUAAAUGGCUUUAAUCAGAGACUGCAGUAUAAAAGGUCAAUUUUUGCACACUGAAAAUUUGCUGAUUAAUUCUGUUUUUCCAGUGCAUUAAUGAUGUAGGUAUGAAAUAUGCCAUUGUUAGUCAUAUAUUGAAUGGAAACUCAGCUGGAGGAGUAUUUUUCAGCAGGAUGAACCUUAAGUGGGCAGAGACAGUUUUCUUCCUAUAAAUAAAUAUGGAACCACUUGUUGUGUGUGUUUGUAAUGAAGUAACUGCAUUUACAGAACCUGAUGAUAUAAA
Messenger RNA from Coturnix japonica (Japanese quail), 2974 nucleotides. RefSeq names its product pyruvate dehydrogenase complex component X (gene PDHX). Gene Ontology annotation, biological process: pyruvate decarboxylation to acetyl-CoA. Gene Ontology annotation, cellular component: pyruvate dehydrogenase complex; mitochondrion. Lineage: Eukaryota; Metazoa; Chordata; Aves; Galliformes; Phasianidae. Gene Ontology annotation, molecular function: acyltransferase activity. The record is from RefSeq and is a predicted model, not a curated record.